UUUUCAAAGAAUCUCGAAAAAAAUGAAGGUGGCAAUUGCUUUGAUUUUAUUAACGUUUGUGAUCUACGUAAAUGGCGGUCAGCCAUGUGGAUCUACGGAAUGCCGUGACGACGAAUGCUGCACUGGAGGACAUUAUCACAGAUAUUGCCGUGGAUUCGCAGACGAAGGAUUGCCCUGUGAAGUUCCAAACAAAUUCCACGAAUACAGAACGUCAUGUCCUUGUAAGGAGGGAAUGUUUUGCAGCGUCAUCAGAAGAUGUCAAAAAGAAGAAUAGGCAUAAAUGAAACUGAACUACUUACUUUAAGGAACUUGGUUGCAAAACAACGACUAAUGUUCAAUGAGCAAGUCCAAUAACAGAUUUCGAAACUGAUUUUGUAUUUAAUAAAACUGUUUUGAACUA
Uloborus diversus is the source of this 400-nucleotide messenger RNA. Its product is annotated as U19-ctenitoxin-Pn1a-like. The transcript is spliced from 5 exons. Lineage: Eukaryota; Metazoa; Arthropoda; Arachnida; Araneae; Uloboridae. The coding region runs from base 23 to 274 and encodes 83 amino acids. The record is from RefSeq and is a predicted model, not a curated record.